This is a messenger RNA of Lottia gigantea (owl limpet), 924 nucleotides long. RefSeq lists its product as hypothetical. Gene Ontology annotation, molecular function: calcium ion binding. The transcript is spliced from 11 exons. Bases 1 to 924 code for a protein of 307 amino acids. NCBI's taxonomy places the organism in Eukaryota, Metazoa, Mollusca, Gastropoda, Lottiidae. The record is from RefSeq and is a predicted model, not a curated record. Gene Ontology annotation, cellular component: synapse; dendrite; cytosol. Gene Ontology annotation, biological process: regulation of long-term synaptic potentiation; regulation of presynaptic cytosolic calcium ion concentration.
AUGGCACAGGAUAAGGAAGCCGCUUCCAGGAAUUUCUUACGACAGUUUAGGGAUAUUAAUACUAGAGAGUUUAAGAAAAUUAGCGCAUCUCAGUUUAACGAUGUCUGGACUCAUUAUGAUCAAGAUGGCAAUGGUUAUAUUGAGGGGACAGAAUUGGAUAAUUUUCUGUACGAGCUGGUGACCAGUGUCAAUACAUUAGAUGUUGGACCAGAGGUUGUGUCUCAAACUGCUCUAGAAGAUGCCAAAGCUUUGGUGAUGAACGCGUUUGAUGAAAAUCAAGAUGGUCGAAUCGACAUUGCAGAAUUAGCACAGUUGUUACCCAUGGAAGAAAACUUUCUGUUGUUAUUUAGGCGAGACAAUCCACUCGAUUCCAGUGUAGAGUUUAUGAAGGUCUGGAGACAGUAUGAUAAAGAUAACAGUGGUUAUAUCGAGGCAGAUGAAUUAAAGUUAUUUUUAAAGGACUUACUAAAGAAUUGUAAAAAAGAUAUUGAUGUGAGUGAAGAGAAGCUGAUAGAAUAUGCUGAUACUAUGUUACAACUUUUUGACCGAAACAAAGACGCCAAAUUACAACUUAGUGAAAUGGCCAAGCUGCUUCCAGUAAAAGAAAACUUCUUGUGUAGACCAGUGUUUAAGAGUGGUAAACAGUUAACGUAUGAAGAUAUCAACCGGGUAUUCAAACUAUACGAUAGAGAUAACAACAAUAUGAUAGAAAAUGAAGAAUUAACAGGAUUUUUAAAAGAUUUAAUGGAACUUGUCCAAGAGGAUUACGAUGCCGAAGAUAUGGAGGAAUUCAAAGAAAUUUUACUAAAGAAAUGUGAUUUAAACCACGAUGGUAAAAUAGAUCGAGACGAGCUCAGCAUGGUUCUGAUGUCUUUUAAUACCAGGAAUUCCACCCAGGAAUGUCAGGACGAAUUGGCAGAGUGA